AUGCCAAAUCACUUAUUCAGAACACACCCAAGAACUUAUGGUAAAGAUUCAAGAGGUAAUUCAUUUUUUAAUACUUUAGAAUGCAGAGUAUGUGCAGCUAGAUAAGGUUUAAUCAGAAAAUAUGGUAUGAAUGUCUGUAGAAGAUGUUUUAGAGAAAAUUAUGAAUUGAUUGGUUUUCAUAAGGUAAAUGUAUAUCUAAAUUCAGUACAAUUGA
Molecule: messenger RNA, 214 nt
Organism: Paramecium primaurelia
Lineage: Eukaryota; Ciliophora; Oligohymenophorea; Peniculida; Parameciidae
Source: the annotation of a GenBank genome assembly